AAGUUUAUGCUGAUGAACACAUUAAAUAAAAAUCCUUCUCUGUGUUCCCACUGCUGUCUCCUCCCUCCCUUUAUAAAGAAGAGGAUGCUCCAGUUCGCUCAUUUCACGCCGUUCCUGAGGAAGAGUCGGGGGGAAUUUGGCUGCAAGGAUUUGGAUUUGAUUUUAGCCGAAACAUCUUGUUGUGUUUUCUUUUCUUUUUUUUUUAUUGAUUAUUUGCUUGUUUUGGACAUGGAUGGAGUUCUGGACAAACUGGACGCUGCAGGUUUCUUGCAAAUUUGGCAAUACUUUGAUAAAGAUGAUAACGGUUACAUUGAGCGAAAGGAGCUGGACGCCUUAUUCAAACACCUGCUGCUCAGUCUCGGCAUGAAGAAGGAGGAGGUGACUGAAGAUUUAAUCCAAGAUCUGAGAAAAAGAUGUGCGUUUGCUCAUCACACCUCAGCAGACGGACGUCUCCUCAUUCAAGAGCUGGCCACGGUGAUGCUCCCUGAGGAGGAAAACUUCCUGCUUUUAUUUCGCCGAGAAACGCCGCUGGACAACAGUGUGGAGUUCAUGAAGAUCUGGAGAAAAUAUGAUGAGGACAGCAGCGGUUACAUCUCAGCCAAUGAGCUUCAGGGUUUUCUGCAGGAUCUUUUUCUCCAGCACAGGAAGUCCAUCACACCCAACAAACUAGAGGAGUACAGCGAAACCAUGAUGAAGAUGUUUGACAAAAAACAGAAUGGAAGGCUGGAUUUGAAUGACCUCGCCAGAAUUUUGUCCAUGAAAGAAAACUUCCUGUUAAAGUUUAAGAUGGAUGCGUGCAGCCGGGAAGACCGAAAGAGAGACUUUGAGAAAAUAUUUGCUCACUACGAUGUUAGUAAGACCGGUGCUCUGGAAGGCCCUGAAGUGGACGGAUUGGUCAAAGAUAUGAUGGAGCUCGUAAAGCCCAGCAUCAGCGGAGCAGAACUGAACAAGUUCAGGAAAGCCCUGAUGAGCCACUGCGACAUCAACGGAGAUGGGAAAAUCCAGAAAAACGAGCUGGCUCUCUGCCUCGGCCUCAAAUUCAGCUGAAAAGAUACCUCUGCAUCCGACAUCCCAGUCCUGUUGUCCUCCAUCAGCGUGUAGCCUUGUGUUUAACAGUGACUCGUUGGUAGAUGCUCUCUCUUCAGACAGUUUGGACAGACAAUUGGAUUUUAGUUUGCAUGCUUUAUCCAAAGAAAUCCAUACUUAAUAAUAAAAAAUAAAAAAAACGAUGUUGGUUGAUAGUGUCAUAUAUGACGUAUGUGUGGAUUUGACGGGGUUCUGGCAUGUGCAUGCUAUUGACAUGUGACUGUUGACUCUGAAACUCCAUUUGUGGUUCCCAAAAUAUCAUUUCUCCACCCAAGUAUCAAUCCAGAUUUCUAUUGAUAUUUUUUCCUUAUUUUUGAAUCAUUUUUUUGCUAUAUUAUGGUGUGUGUGUGUGUUUCUGUACAAAUAAAGUUUGAUUUGUAUUUAUUUCUAUAAAAAAAUGACGUUUUUGUAUUUGUCAUCAUCCCCUUGUUUACAAAAGUGCGUGACUCCUGUUGUCUCAUUUAAACACUAUUCUUUCUGCAAAGUAACAUCCAAAUUUGAGAUUUAAAGAAAAUAAAAAAUAAAUAAAUAGAAAACUUGUUUUGUUGUUGUUAUUGUCUCACCUCUUCUCAAAUACAGUUUUCAUUUCAGCUCAUUUCUCACGUUUUUGCUUUCAUAAAGUCCUUAGUGUGGACCGUCAAAAAAAAAAGACAAAUAGACUAAAUUAACAUUAAGGUGAGUCCUAUUUAUUUAUAGGAGAAAAGAUUCAGGAUCGAUUCAGAUGAAUUCAACGACUAAAACAAUCCAAAAAAGUGUUUUAAAAGGAACGGACCCCCACAAUGGAGGAGGUGAAGAGAAUCAAUCAUCAGUUAAAUGUUUUUAAAAGUUUUUUCCACUUUGAUAAAAACCAUGUUUUAAAAUUUUCAUAUAUUUUUUUUCUUCAUUUUUAUUUUUUUUUUCAUUUGUAUUUUUUUUUCUAAAUUAUUCAAGCUUUUGGGAUCAGAACACAUCACAUUCACAAACAAUGAUCAUAUUAUGUUUGUUUUUCUUGAGUGGCGUAAUCUGUGCUUUAAAAAUGAAAUAGUGAUCAUGGCGUCUGAAUUGGGUUAAGUCUGGAUGUUCUCAGACUAUAUGGAAAUUAGGAAGUAGUAGUAGUAGUAGUAGUAGUAGUAGGGGCUUCAGACAUGUUUUUAUCCAACUCAAUUAUUGAUUUAUCUAGUUUUAUAAAAUGUAUUAGUUUGUGAAUGCCUUUAAAUUCACUUAGUAUUGUAUAUAUUUGUUAUUUUUUUUGUUUUCAAAUGUAAAAACUUCAGUAAAGUGUUGCAUUGCUGUAAAUAUGUGUGAAAACUGAAGACUAAAAUGUCUAAAAAUAAAAUAAAUAAAUAUAUAAAACGAUUUUUGUGCUUUUUUUUGCAGAUUUUCAGAUUACUAAACCGUUAUUUUAUUCAACUCAUGAACAUAAUUUAUAUUCUUGUUUUUUUCUCUUUUUCUUUGUGACUUGGUGAGACCCUUCACAGGUGUCCAGCAGAGAUUCUGCUGAACACUCCAAGCUGUUCCCAAUUAGUGAUUGUUGAGUCAGGGUCUGGUUGCUUUGGUUGACACAACAGUUAAAAAGAACAGACGUGUUUACAACACACAUGGUGCUCAAGCUGGUUGUCUCUGGUUUUUUCUGGUUUUGAGGUCCACACAGUUUGUCCCUGGCUGCUGAGUUUUUUUUCCCCCCAAAAUAAGAAAUGAUACCUGUUCUUUGCCUCAGAGCGCUGCUUUUAGCUGCCAUUGGUCAACAUGCAAAAGGAUAUACAACAAACAAGAAUAAAGGCAUAACUCCUCAAUCGGAGCAGAGCGAGACUGCCCCACGCAGCUUCCCACCUUCAUCCUCUGGUUAUAGAAGCUACCUCCAGCCUAGAACUUAUUUCCCUAGUCCUAAAGUGUCAGAGUGGCGCUCAUCACAAAGUCCUGCACAAACCAGUCAGCAAGAACCAAGGGGGUCCCCUGCGAGGCAAGUAGAUGGUUAUAGUCAGCCAGGAAGUAUUUCUAGUCACAGGCCUGCCUCACAUCCUUCAAAGCCAGCACAGCAGCCACAGAGUCGUGUCUAUCAAGCCAGUACAGUUCCCUGGGACUCGCUGACGCCCCAAAAUGAGAAGAAAUUUGGGACCAGGAUUGUUUCAAGUGGUGCAAUAGAGUUUCUCUCUGAGCCCAAGCCGCUCCAUAAAGUGCCUCCUGUGACUGGGGAGAGGUUUCCAGGCUCAAAUGUGCCACAGAGACAUCCAGCUGGGACGUACCCCAAUGUCAUGCCAACCCAGAAGGAAGAAAGGUCUCCAGCCGGUGUGAUUCAAACCAAAGACAUAAUGUGGAAUCUGCCACAGAGUCGAAGUGGACUUCCACAAAGUCGUCCAACUCAUUCCAAUGCCAUGCCAUCACAGAGGCCCAGUUCUCAAUCUUCUGGUGUCUUGCAGUCUAAAAAGGGGAUGUGGAAUAUUGGUUCACAGAGUCCAGGUGGAGAUGCAUCAACCUCCAGAAGUGAGAAGUACAAGAAGCCAACCUCAAGGGUGGAAAGUCCUCAAUCUUCUGGUAGUUUUCAGCCCAUAGAAAAUGUAUGGAAUUUGCCUCAAAGUGGAUCUACACCAAGGCGUCAGUCUAUGGUGCAUACAAACACAAUGUCAUCCCAGAGGAAUGCCGCUUCUCCAACCUCAGUUCUACAAACCAAAGAGAUUAUGUGGAACAUGCCACAGAGUCAAAGUCGUACUACGACGCAUUCCAAGCCAGCCCAGAGAAAGCCCAGUUCCCCAUCAUCCGUCCUACAAACCAAAGAAGGUAUGUGGAGUCUGCAUGGUUCCAAUGCCCCAAAUCAAGGCACCAAUGCAAGGGGUUUCCGCCCAAUGGAACUGGAGCAGGGGCAGUCACAUGCUCAAUCUCAGCAGCAACAAAGCUUGAGUCGAAAACCAGUUCAGCAGACUUUCUCACAAGUCCCGAAUGUCCAAACUAAAGGUCAAAUGCAAAGAAUGGCAGCUCCUGGUCGUGGGUCGGGUAUCACCGGUCAUGCAACGGUGUCGUACUCCAAUCCCCCAAGAGGACGGAGCUCCCAAUCUUCUCCCACGAAGACACUCUCAUGGGAUCGCAGCGACUUGAACCAAAAGACAAAAGGUGCUUCUGGAAUGGCUUCCCUGACAUCCCUCUACCAGUUUGAUGGGGACAGACCGAAGCUCCUCCCCUCAACAAAGAAAAACAAGGCCUUAUCUUAACUGAUCUCGACCCUCUGCCAGUCUUAACCAAUAAAGGAUUUAAACUGCA
Oryzias melastigma (Indian medaka) is the source of this 4317-nucleotide messenger RNA. Its product is annotated as secretagogin. The record is from RefSeq and is a predicted model, not a curated record. The coding region runs from base 7 to 1047 and encodes 346 amino acids. Gene Ontology annotation, molecular function: calcium ion binding. Gene Ontology annotation, cellular component: dendrite; nucleus; terminal bouton. Lineage: Eukaryota; Metazoa; Chordata; Actinopteri; Beloniformes; Adrianichthyidae. Gene Ontology annotation, biological process: regulation of presynaptic cytosolic calcium ion concentration; regulation of long-term synaptic potentiation. The transcript has 14 exons.